This is a messenger RNA of Aspergillus vadensis CBS 113365, 1164 nucleotides long. Its product is annotated as integral membrane protein PTH11-like protein. The coding region runs from base 1 to 1164 and encodes 387 amino acids. Lineage: Eukaryota; Fungi; Ascomycota; Eurotiomycetes; Eurotiales; Aspergillaceae. The record is from RefSeq and is a predicted model, not a curated record. The transcript is spliced from 6 exons.
AUGAGCUCGCAAGAGACUGCCUCAAGGGUACCUGUGGUGAUAGCUGGAUACACCGUUCCUAUCGUCUGCAUGGUGAUAUGCACCGGUUUACGGCUUCUCGUGAAAGUUCGUGGUCCAUCAGAGGACCGCUUUCAUGCAGAUGACUACCUAAUUACCCUAGCCACGGUGCGUUUACCUCCCGAUCGCCUGGUCCCUGCGCAUACUGACGAUCCUCUUUCGUACAGUAUAAUCAUGCUGGCUGUCGGGGUGCGUCAUGGUUUCGGUAAACAUGCUUCAACUCUCGCGACUAGUGACCUAGAGGCAUUCUUGAAGGGAGACUAUAUUGCUAGCCACCUCUAUAAUGUCGGCCUGGCAAGUGUCAAACUCGGAAUCCUCGCCUUAUACUACCGGAUAUUCGCUAUACAGUGGUUUCGCAGAACAGUAAUUGGCUGUGUCACAUUCGUCUGCCUGUGGAUUGCGACCAUAGAGAUUUUUAUGGGCCUGCUCUGCCGACCACUAGAGGCUUUCUGGGAUGCCAAUAUCAAAGGCCAUUGCUUCAACUCCAGCGCACUGUCAUACUAUGUCAACACCUCCAACAUGAUCACCGACCUUGUCAUAUUUGCUCUCCCGAUAGGAGUGAUUGUGCGGCUCCGCACGACCCGGAGCAACAAAAUUGCCCUCUGUAUUAUAUUCUCCAUUGGAUUCAUAACAUGUGGCAUCAGCGCUGCCCGUCUAGCCUUCGUCUUUGCCGAAAACUCAUCCGACAUCACCUGGGACGGCGUCGACCUCGGCGUCCUAUCCGGCUUUGAAUCGCUCGGGGGCAUCCUCUGCGCCAACCUCCCCAUCAUCUACCGCCUCUUCAGGCAAGCCGCACAGAAAGUCACCAGCCGAACAGGAGGCAGCUCUUCCCUUCCCCAUCUACAGUAUGGGCGCGAGUCCAAGAAUUUCACGUCACGGUCGCGCCCUCGCCGACACCGUCUUAGCGAAACGCUCAAUGAACAGUGGAUUCAAUUGCAGAAUGGCAAUUCGUCGAAUGAUAGCCAUCUCCCUGGGGGACCACAGGAUUUCGCUGUGCAGAAGGUAGUGGACAUGGAGACGGGGAUGGAGGUAGUGCGGUUGAGUAAUAUCCCAAACGCUAUUACAGUAAAAAGGGAGUUUCAUCAGACGGUGGAGGGUCGUCGGUGA